Rhagoletis pomonella (apple maggot) is the source of this 2321-nucleotide messenger RNA. RefSeq names its product membrane metallo-endopeptidase-like 1. The transcript has a single exon. Gene Ontology annotation, molecular function: metalloendopeptidase activity. Gene Ontology annotation, biological process: protein processing. Lineage: Eukaryota; Metazoa; Arthropoda; Insecta; Diptera; Tephritidae. Gene Ontology annotation, cellular component: plasma membrane. The coding region runs from base 141 to 2249 and encodes 702 amino acids. The record is from RefSeq and is a predicted model, not a curated record.
AAAGACAAAAAAACUGGGAUAGCUCCGCUGAUCUCAAAAACAUUUGCUUGAUUCUGACUUGAGCCAAACAGUUGCGAUUCGGCUUUCGAGUAUUCAACAACGCGUUUGUUAAACUUUUUCUCGACCGUGGCGGCGCCAAUAUGAAUUCGUUAAUAAAAUAUUCGUUUUAUCUAAGUUGUAUGCUCAUAGCUUUCACAGACACUUUAGCCGCAAAAGUGGAUCCAAGUCGUCUUACACAUAUACCCGAACAGCUAACAGCAUCGACCAUUGCAACAAUGCGACGCUGCAAGACGGCUUCGAUCGUUAAUCUCAUGGAUCGAGACGUUGAACCUUGCAAUAAUUUUUACAAAUUCGCAUGCGGAAAAUGGACACGUCUAAAUCCGGCCACUACAAUCGAACAUCUGACCACCGGUCUUUUUGAGGAGCUGAGCCAACUGCUCGAUCGCAAGGUGGAGAAGCUACUAACCAACGAUACGGAAUUCAACUACACAGCCAUCGACAAUAAAGUACAGAACUUUUUCGUUUCAUGCGUUAAUUUGGUCAAGCUGAAGGAUAAAUAUAAGCAAAAACUAAGUGAUAUAAUUGCUGAAUUUGGUGAAAUGCCUGCGCUCAGCGGCGCCAAAUGGAAUGCGGAGAAGUUCGAUUGGGUGACAACAAUUGCGAAAAUUGCGCACAAGUAUGGCAAGGAUAUAAUAAUUGGCAUGGACAUAAUGGCCGAUUUUAAAGACAACAGCAUAAAUCGAGUUUACAUUGGUCAAGCCGAUUUGCCAUUAGAGAGUCGCGCGAUGUACUUAGAUGAUUCGACUGCUGUCUAUAGGGAUAGCUACAAGCGGAAGAUACGCAAGGAGCUUGUGAAAUUUUUAGGAAUGGAUGCUCAGCUGGCCACCAAGACAGCAAAUGAUAUUGUUGAUUUUGAAGUGAAAUUGGCGCAGGGCUUGAUUGAUGAUACACUGGGCCAGAGCCUCGACGACUUGUCAAAGCUAACAACUGUCGAACUGAUGCAAGCCAAAUACGCUCCGGUUAUAGACAUUAAGAAGUUAGUGAACAUAACAUUAGGUGAAUUAAUCACCGAUCCAUUGUAUGAGUAUGCCGAUGUAUAUCAGCGAAAUUUGAAGAAAAUCAUGCCAGAGACACCAAAGGAAGUGGUGGCCAAUUACAUUUUCUACACAUUAAUCUCCGAUUAUAUGCUGGACAUUGAUAAGUCGCCGCGCAGUCAGAGGAAAACCUGCAUCGAAAAGACAAAGUCAUAUUUCGCCAAAAAUGUGGAUAACAUGGUGUAUCGCAGAUAUAGCACAAGAAAAACUGAGCUCGAUGUCGAGUAUAUGUGGAAAGAGCUUAAGGAGAGCUUCAAAAGCACGCUAACUUCAGGCAAGCUGGAUUGGAUAGCCGAGCCCACGCGUCAAUAUGCGCUUGAGAAGUUGGAGGCACUUAGAAUGGAAAUCAACUCAUACGCAGAUCACAAUUUCACCGAAGAGUUUGGCCCGCUGGUGACCAACAACAAUGACUAUCUGGCAAAUGUGCUCGCUAUAUUGGAGUUGGACACAAAGCGAUCGUACGCCAAAUUGCAUGAGAAACCCAAGCCAAUCGAAGCUGGUGAAAUACUGUCCUACACACCGGCCAACAUACUCAUUGAGAAUGUAAUCAAGGUGCCGGUAUCGAUACUGCAGCCCUACUUGCUAUGGAGUGAAAUCUAUCCGACAGCAGUAAAAUUUGGCACUUUGGGUGCCCUUGUCGGUCACGAACUCAUACACGCCUUCGACGACACCGGACGCCGUUUCGACAAGGAUGGCAACAGUCGUGACUGGUGGGACGCGAAGUCAACGGAAAUCUUUCUUAAUCGUACUGAGUGCUUCAGCAAUCAAUACAGCAAGUAUCAGUAUGGCGGACGCUUUCUGCCCAAAAGUGUUUCACAGUCGGAAAAUAUCGCCGACAAUGGUGGCAUGCGGCUGGCGUAUCAAGCCUAUCUGCGUUGGUAUGAGGAUGCAAAACGUGCGCAUAAUGAAAAGAUGAACGAGAAGCUGCCUGACUUUCCCUACGACUUCAAGCAAUUGUUCUUUAUUAGCUUUGCACAAAUUUGGUGCAAUGAUGCGCAUCCUGAGGUGAAGAAUCUGCAAACAUCUACAGAUCAGCAUGUGCCGGGAGAGUUCAGGGUAAUCGGACCACUUUCGAAUUCAAAGGAGUUCGCAGCUGCAUUUAGUUGCGCGGAUGAUGCACCAAUGAAUCCAAAGCAUAAAUGCCAAAUUUAUUAGUUAAACAAAAAAAAAACGCAUACCUAGUAUGUGGUGUAAAAAGUUUUUAAAACUAAAAUAGACUGUAAAUUU